UCCAUGAAAAGUGACUGGUCCAUGCAGUCUCCUCCCUAUUUCAGUGCAUCUGUUGAUGAGAGAAAUCAUCAAAGAAAAGGUUUACUUUCCUUUCAACCAAAUAACAGUGACGGCCAUCUAAAGGGAUGUGAACCUCCUACAAAGAAGAGGAAACUGGACUGUUCAGACUGCACUGAACCUGAUCUCGAACCUGCAUUCAAAAAUAGUGAUUCACGCUGCAGAGAUGGACUCCAUGAUGCAAACCACAGAUUUGAAAAUGAGAGAAUGAAGUUUACCAGGCACCAAUCAACCCAGCAGCAUCUCAACUCCAUAUUUAUGGUCUUGGAGGAAAACAUUGUUGCUUUUGUGAGGAAUGAAUUGAGUCACAUUUCUAAGGCUGUGGCUUCAGGUUGCCCAGAAGACGGUCAAAGCAAUGUGAAGGAUGUGUCGAAGGGUGAGGAUGAAGAGCAGAAGAGGAGCAGCAGGGAGGCAGUUCUGAAACUUGCCAUGAACUUCCUGAGGACGAUGAAGCAGGAAAAGCUGGCCGACCUUCUACAAUGUGGGACUAGUGCUGCAGUUGGUCAACGUAAGCUUAAAUCUAAGCUGAAAAAGAACUUCCACUGUGUGUUUGAAGGGAUUGCUAGAACAGGAAACCAAACCUGUCUGAAUCAGAUUUACACAGAGCUCUACGUCACAGCGGGCGGGAGAGCGUCAGUCAGCGAUCAACAUGAGUUCAUGCAGAUCGAAACCGCGAGCAGAAACCCAGACAAAGGAGAAACCAAAAUCACGCACGAACAAAUUUUUGAGAGUUCUCCUGAAAAACUUCGGCCAAUCAGAGCGGUGAUAACGAAGGGAGUGGCUGGCAUUGGCAAGACAGUCCUGACACAGAAGUUCGCUCUGGACUGGGCUGAAGACAAAACCAAACAGGAUGUCCACUUUGUGUUUCCAUUCAUGUUCAGAGAACUGAAUGUGCUGAAAGAGAAGUUCAGUUUGAUGGGUCUUGUUCAUCACUUCUUUACUGAAACCAAAGAAAUCUGCGACUUUGAAAAGUUCCUGGUUGUUUUCAUCUUCGACGGUCUGGAUGAAUGCCGACUUCCUUUGGACUUUCACAACAACGAGAUCCUGACGGAUGUGACGCAGUCUGCGUCAGUGGAUGUGCUGCUGACGAAUCUCAUUAGAGGGUACUUGCUUCCUUCUGCUCGCCUCUGGAUAACCACGCGUCCUGCAGCAGCCAAUCAGAUCCCUCCUGAGUGUGUUGACAUGGUGACAGAAGUCAGAGGGUUUGCCGAUCCGCAAAAGGAGCAUUAUUUCACUAAGAGAAUCAGGGAUGAGAAGAACGCCUGGAGGAUCAUCUCCCACAUCAAAAAAACAAGAUCUCUCCACAUCAUGUGCCACAUCCCCAUUUUCUGCUGGAUCACAGCCACAGUUCUGGAGGAUGUGUUCAAAACCAGGGACAGAGAAAAGCUGCCAAAAACUCUGACUGAGAUGUACAUCCACUUCCUUGUGGUUCAGACCAAAGUAAAGAGCUUGAAGUAUGACGGAGAAGCUCGGUUGGAUCACUGGAGUCCAGAGAACAUAAAUAUGAUCAAGUCUUUGGGAAAACUGUCAUUUGAGCACCUGCAGAAAGGAAACUUAAUCUUUAAUAAAUCAGAUCUGGAAAAAUGUGGCAUUGACAUUCGAGCAGUCUCCAUUUCUUCAGGAGUGUUCACUCAGAUCUUCAAAGAGGAGAAGGGAGGUCUGUAUCAAAACAAGGUGUUCACUUUUGUGCAUCUGAGUGUUCAGGAGUUUCUAGCUGCUCUUUAUGUCCAUUUGAUGUUCUUCGACUCUGACGUCAAUCUUCUGGAAGAUGAGAACUCAUCUGAGUUUGAAGAUUUCUACCAGAGUGCUGUGAAUAUGACCCUCAAAAGUCCCAAUGGACAUCUUGACUUGUUCCUCCGCUUCCUCCUGGGCCUUUCACUGCAGAGCAAUCAGACUCUGCUGCAAGGCCUCCUGAGAAAGACGAGUGUCAGCACACAGACGGAUAUUAGCCCAAUUACCAUUGAAGUUACAAGAAAAUACAUCAAAAAGAAGCUAAAUGAAGGUCUUUCUGUAGACAAGAGCAUCAGUUUGCUUUACUGUCUGAAUGAACUGAAUGAUCAUUCCUUAGUGAAAAAGAUUCAAGAGUCUUUGGCCUUCGAGCAACUUUCCACAGAUGAGCUGUCACCUGCAGACUGGUCAGCACUCGCGUUCCUUUUGCUGUCCUCAGAAAAAGACCUGGAUGUGUUUGAGCUGAAGAAAUACUCUGCUUCAGAAGAGGCUUUCUUCAGGCUGCUGCCUGUAGUGAAAGCAGCAAACAAAGCUCUGCUGAGUGGUUGUAACCUGUCAGAAGGAAGCUUUGAAUCGUUGUCCUCAGUGCUCAGCUCCCACUCAUCUGUCCUGAGAGAGCUUGACCUGAGUAACAACGACCUCAAGGAUUCAGGAGUAAAUCAGCUGUCAGCUGGUCUCAAGAGUCCUUAUUGCAAACUGGAAAUACUCAGGUUGAGUCUCUGUAACCUCAACAAGAAGAGCUGUGAGAUGCUGUCCUUUGUGCUCAGCUCCAAAUCCUCUAUUCUGAGAGAAAUGGACCUGAGCAACAAUGACUUGGAGGAUGUGGGGGUGAAGCUGCUCUCUUCUGGACUGGAGAGUCCUCACUGCCAGCUCCAAAAACUCAGGCUGUCUGGCUGCUUGGUAACAGAGGAGGGAUGCAGGUCUCUGUUCUCAGCGCUGAGCUCCAACCGGUUCCAUCUGACAGAACUGGACCUGAGCUACAACCAUCCGGGAGAAGCAAUAGUGAAACUUUUCUCUGCAAAGCUGCAAGAUCAAAACUGGAAACUGGAUGUUUUAAGGAUGGAGCCUUUUGGAGAACAAUGGUUGAGACCCGGCCUGAGAAAAUAUUACUUUAAGCCCACAUUUGACCCAAACACUGUUAACAGACAGAUAAAACUGUCUGACGACGACAGUAGGGUCAUACAUGUGCGAGAGGACCAGUCAUAUCCUGACCACCCAGAGAGAUUUCAGGACUGUCCUCAGCUGCUGUGCAGUGAGGAUCUGACUGGUCGCCAUUACUGGGAGGUGGAAUGGAGCGGAUGGGUGGAUGUUUCAGUGAGUUACAGAGGAAUAAGCAGGAGAGUGGAGAGAGCAGACUGCAGGUUUGGUGGGAAUGAGCAGUCCUGGAGUCUGAGCUGUUCAGAUGGGGGUGGGUACUAUGUUUACCACCAGAAAAAAAGAUCAUUUAUCUCACACUCAUCCGCUGCGCCCAAGAAGGUAGUGGUGUAUCUGGAUUAUCCGGCUGGAAGUGUGUCGUUCUUCAGAGUCUGUGAUGAUGCUCUGAUUCACCUCUACACCUUUAACACCACCUUUACUGAACUUCUGCGUCCGGGGAUCGGCUUUAGAUUCAGGCUCAGGUCCAACACUGAUUCCUUUGCAUCGUUAUGCUCCCUGUGAUUACAGUUUGCAAUGACUGACCCGACGGCUCAGUCUAAUACAGCAUUAACUCCACCACUAUGUAUUGAUUUAUAUUUGAUGUCUGUUUUAUUGUUUAUAUUUUUUAACUUUGAUAUUUUGUCUUUUAGUUUUUGUACUUGCUGCAGUGUCAAUUGCCCAUUUGGGACACAGACAAAUCUGAAUCUGAAUCAGCAAAUUAAUCUUUCACAGGACUGAAAUACAUACGAGUAUUAGGGCCACAAUAAGAAAUUGAAAAAAUAAAAUAAAGUCAUAGUAUUAUGAGGAUAAUUUUAUUCUUUUAGUACUAGAGCUUUAUUCUCGUAAAACUGACUAUUCUUUUACAAUUGUAUUCUUGCAAUGUGACUUCAUUCUCAUUAUUUCAUUAAC
Molecule: messenger RNA, 3828 nt
Organism: Xiphophorus maculatus (southern platyfish)
Lineage: Eukaryota; Metazoa; Chordata; Actinopteri; Cyprinodontiformes; Poeciliidae
Product: NACHT, LRR and PYD domains-containing protein 3-like
Exons: 11
Coding region: 4-3441 (1145 amino acids)
Molecular function (GO): protein binding
Source: RefSeq, a predicted model, not a curated record